CAGAGCUGCUCCAUCUGCCUGUCGGAUUUCGAGAUGGGGGAUGAAGUGAUGCAAAUAACCUGCGGGCACUUCUUCCACCAAGACUGCAUCCUUCCCUGGCUGAAGCAGACCAACAGCUGCCCCCUGUGCAGGUUCGAGCUCCCGACGGAUGAC
Messenger RNA from Guillardia theta CCMP2712, 153 nucleotides. RefSeq lists its product as hypothetical. The record is from RefSeq and is a predicted model, not a curated record. The annotation marks the transcript as partial. The transcript has 3 exons. NCBI's taxonomy places the organism in Eukaryota, Cryptophyceae, Pyrenomonadales, Geminigeraceae.